This is a messenger RNA of Osmerus eperlanus (European smelt), 2146 nucleotides long. It is a transcript of the gene il4i1, whose product is annotated as interleukin 4 induced 1. NCBI's taxonomy places the organism in Eukaryota, Metazoa, Chordata, Actinopteri, Osmeriformes, Osmeridae. Bases 70 to 1728 code for a protein of 552 amino acids. The record is from RefSeq and is a predicted model, not a curated record. The transcript has 9 exons. Gene Ontology annotation, molecular function: L-amino-acid oxidase activity. Gene Ontology annotation, biological process: amino acid catabolic process.
CUCGUUUUAAAACAAUCUGUUAAAGAUUUAAGUAGGCUUUAAUCUUCAGAAGGGCAGAUCUAUACCGUAAUGCACAGGUUUGAUAGGUUAUCAGCGCCGGAGAUAUUGCCACUGAUGAAGGUUUCUGUUUCUCCGUUGGGCUUGAGAGUCCGUCGAAAAGGAAAGAGGACGUGCGGCUCAAGAGUCAAGAUCAUCCCCUUCAUGGCACUCUGCAAAUUUUUUCCCGUGGCCAUAUUGGCUGUAAUAUGCCUAGUCUACACUGUGAGUGGAUCCUUCCAGGACGAUCUAUUGUAUUGUCUCCAGGACUCAGACUACGCAGAGCUGCUGGACAUUGUGGAGAAUGGGCUGCCCCCCACCAAGACACCUCAUAAUGUAGCCAUUAUUGGUGGGGGGAUGUCUGGACUAACUGCUGCUAAGUUUCUGGAGGAUGCAGGACACAAGGUGACCAUUAUCGAGGCCAGUAAUCGUAUUGGUGGCCGGGUGCAGACCUUCAGGAACCAACGGGAAGGCUGGUAUGCAGAGCUGGGAGCCAUGAGAAUCCCCAGCUUCCACAAGAUCCUAUUAUCCUUUGCCGCUAAAAUGGACAUCAAACUGAACAAGUUCAUCCAGGAUGACAUCAAUACGUACUACUUUGUGAAUGGCAAGCUGGCAAGGACCUACAAAGUAAAGGAACAGCCAGAUGUGCUCGGUUACAACCUGGAAGGCAAGGAGAAGGGGAAAUCUGCAGCUCAGCUUUUUGAUGCCGCCCUGGAUCAGUUGAAGGAUUAUCUGAAGAAGUUUGGAUGUAAAGCCAUGUUGGAAAAAUAUGACUCCUACUCUGUGAAGGAGUACCUGGUGAAGGAGGCCAAUGUGUCCAGAGGAGGCCUGAGGAUGAUCGGAGACAUCCUGAACGAAAACAGCUUCUUCUACACAUCACUCCUAGAGAUGUUGUAUAUCCAGUCAGACAUCAACGACGACACUACUUACUACGAGGUGACUGAUGGGUUUGAACACCUGCCCCGGGCCUUCUUCAAGUAUCUGAAUGGCACCAUACUGCUCAACUGCAAGGUGAAGCAGGUGUCCCAGACCAGCACCAACGUCACUGUGUCCUUCCAGGACUGGAGACACCCCAACACGCUGACCAACCUGACGGUUGACUACGUCUUGGUCACCGCCACGGCCAAGGCAUCCCUCUUCAUUGAUUUCCAGCCGCCUCUCUCCACACGAAAAAUGGAGGCCUUGCGCUCGGUGCACUAUGCCAGCUCCACCAAGGUCAUCCUCAGCUUUAGCCAGAGGUUCUGGGAGAAUGACUUCAUCAAAGGGGGCAAGAGCAUCACAGACCUUCCCUCCCGCUUCAUCUACUACCCAAGCCACAGCUUCCCCAACACGGAAGGCGGAGUGGUGCUGGCGUCGUACACCUGCUCAGAUGACUCCACGCUGUUCCAGGGGGUGGACAACGAGACGCUGAAGGUGCUGGUUUUGGAAGACUUGGUGAAGAUCCAUGGGGAGUUCAUCCGAAACCUGUGCACUGGGGGCGAGGUGAAGAAGUGGGGACUGGACCCCUACAGCCUUGGGGCCUUUGCCAUCUACACCCCCUACCAGCAGACAGACUAUGCCGCAGAGCUGUUUGCAAAUGAGAAUCGGGUCCACUUUGCUGGCGAGCACACUGCCACGCCCCACGCCUGGAUAGAGACCGCCAUGAAGUCAGCAAUCAGGGCCGCCAAGAAUAUCAACAACCUCACUGACUAGUGGGGGCAGAAUCUGCUGUGAUGUUUUUCAUCUGCUGGGGGAGGAUGCUUGAGAGUGUGACUGGGUGUGAGACAGUGUGAAGUUUGGCUCUAUGUGUAUUGUGGUAUGCAAGGUUAGUGACCAAAUGGCUUUCUUGACCAGAUGACAAUCCCAAUUUAGCCACAUUAAAUGCCAAACGAAUACUCUGCAAUACCCAGGCAUGCAUAGUCUUAUUUAAGUAAGUGGUUAAGAUCACAGAAAAUAGAUGUUUUGUAACAUUUACUGACAAAAGUAUUUCUGGUUUGUUUUUAUGUAUGUGGGAUAACUUUUUAUAUAAUUGUUUAAUCAUAGCCAGUUGGUACUCAGUUUGUAACAUUGUAAUGAUCCUACUCAAUGUACUAUGAACAAGAAUGGUUGAAUACAAUUUUUAAUAAAAAUG